This is a messenger RNA of Aspergillus pseudonomiae, 747 nucleotides long. RefSeq names its product GFA family protein. Bases 158 to 583 code for a protein of 141 amino acids. Gene Ontology annotation, molecular function: carbon-sulfur lyase activity. The record is from RefSeq and is a predicted model, not a curated record. Lineage: Eukaryota; Fungi; Ascomycota; Eurotiomycetes; Eurotiales; Aspergillaceae. The transcript has a single exon.
GAGUUGCCCACCCCCGACCUCAUCCUCUCAGAAGUCCUCACUAAAUAUUUGUACCACUACUUAAUUCAGCUCAAGCGCUUACAAAGACAACAAAAAAAGAUCAAAAGGAAAGAAACAAGUCCCAGGUUGGACAACCAGGGGUUAAAAAAAAAAAAAAAUGGAGGCCACCACUUUGACUGGCACCUGCGCCUGCGAGCACAUAACCUACACGGCGAGCGCCCUGCCCACGAAACUAACAAACUGCCAUUGCAUAACCUGCCGCAAACAAUCCGGCGGACCCUACCAAACCUGGGCAUUCUUUUCUGCGACGAGCAUCACUUGGACCCACGAGGCACCGACACAGCGGCGAUCUAGCGAUUUCGCUACGCGUGGGUUCUGUCCCCAGUGUGGAUCGAGUGUCAGUAUGGUGUAUGACUCGGAGCCGGGGGGACUGUACAUCGCCGCGGGCACCAUCGAUGAUUUCGACAGGGUGGUUCCGAAGCCCUGUGCGCAUUUCUUUGUGAAGGAGAAGGCGGCGUGGUUUCAGUUGCCGAAUGAUGGGUUUGUGAGGUUUAGUGAUGGAGCUAAUCGGGGAAGGCGUUGACAUUGCUGGGCGUGGAGUUGUUGGAUAGUAUGGAUACAUGGAGUUUGGGCUGAUUAGGGCAUGUUUUGAGUGUAUAUACCUAUUUGCUUAUCACAUGAUUCAUCCACUACGCAGGUCACAGACACGGUAGAACAUCAUAAUCAGAUCCGAGAGGAAUCUCGAGC